AAGGAAAGAAAAUGCAACAAAAAAUAAGCAUAUUCCUAAACGCUGUAGAGCGUAUUUUGAUUAUUGGAAGACCAAAUCGAGGAAUUCAGAAAAGGGAACCCCGUUCGUUCUUUCCGUUCCGUUUCGGUUCCCUUUUCUCUUCUUUCCGAUUGAAAUUCCUUUUACCUUCCCAAUUACCUCACAAUUCCUUUCCCUCUGAUCAAAAGAGGUUGGGUCGAUCGCUGAACGCAGAAGAUGGGGAUGAAACAAGUCAUUAAAAGCCUCGACGCGUUUCCACGCGCCGAGGAUCACUUGUUGCAGAAAACCCAAUCUGGGGCUCUUGUAUCCGUAAUUGGUUUGAUUAUAAUGGCCACAUUGUUUGUGCACGAGCUGGGUUAUUAUCUUACAACCUACACCGUUCACCAGAUGUCAGUGGACUUGAAGCGGGGGGAAACUCUUCCAAUUCAUAUUAACAUGACGUUCCCUUCUUUGCCUUGUGAUGUUUUGAGUGUAGACGCCAUUGACAUGUCGGGCAAGCACGAGGUGGAUCUUGAUACUAACAUAUGGAAACUUCGCUUGAACAUGGACGGCCAUAUAAUUGGCACUGAAUAUAUAUCCGAUCUUGUUGAAAAGGAGCAUACCCAUCAUAAGCAUGAUGAUCAUAAAGAUCAUGAUGAGCAUUCAGAACAGAAGAUUCAUUUGCAAAAUCUUGAUGAAUCUACGGAAAAUAUUAUCAAGAAAGUGAAGGAAGCAAUAAAAAAUGGGGAAGGAUGCCGGGUUUAUGGCGUUUUAGAUGUUCAAAGGGUUGCUGGAAAUUUCCAUAUUUCUGUACAUGGACUUAAUAUAUAUGUUGCACAAAUGAUCUUUGACGGAGCAAAGAAUGUGAAUGUUAGUCAUGUCAUCCAUGAUUUAUCAUUUGGCCCCAAAUAUCCAGGACUUCAAAACCCACUUGAUGACACAAAUAGGAUUCUGCAUGAUACCAGUGGAACAUUUAAAUAUUAUAUAAAGGUUGUUCCAACCGAAUAUAGAUAUAUCUCAAAAGAAGUUCUACCAACUAAUCAGUUCUCAGUAUCAGAAUAUUAUUCACCAAUUAAUCAGUAUGAUCGGACUUGGCCAGCUGUCUACUUUUUGUAUGAUCUAUCACCCAUUACUGUCACUAUCAAGGAAGAGCGCCGGAGUUUUCUCCAUUUUAUUACUCGGCUAUGUGCUGUGCUAGGUGGAACCUUUGCUGUGACAGGAAUGCUUGACCGUUGGAUGUACAGACUUAUUGAAGGUCUGACUAAAUCAAAGUCUAAACGGUAGAUCAUGAAAGCCAUUAUACGUCCUCAACCAAGGGAUUUCAGGCACUGUAUGGAAUUUACUGCCGCCAAUUAUUUAGAAAAUAUUGGUGGCACAGUUUAAUCAGGCAUGAGGUUUUAAACACGUGUUCAUACAGUUGCAUGUAUUGUCUGACAUCAAUGACUAGCUGAUCCGAUCCUUUUCUUUUUGGAUGAAUGUUUUGGGGUUCGAUUUGAGUGGUAGACAACAUUGUACAACAUAUUCUUAUCAAUCAAGCCUGUGGAAUUUACAUAGUAGAA
This is a messenger RNA of Vigna umbellata (rice bean), 1556 nucleotides long. Its product is annotated as Endoplasmic reticulum vesicle transporter protein. The record is from RefSeq and is a predicted model, not a curated record. NCBI's taxonomy places the organism in Eukaryota, Viridiplantae, Streptophyta, Magnoliopsida, Fabales, Fabaceae. Gene Ontology annotation, cellular component: COPII-coated ER to Golgi transport vesicle; endoplasmic reticulum.